Messenger RNA from Arachis ipaensis, 3657 nucleotides. NCBI's taxonomy places the organism in Eukaryota, Viridiplantae, Streptophyta, Magnoliopsida, Fabales, Fabaceae. The record is from RefSeq and is a predicted model, not a curated record.
CUAAUCCUAACACAACACACGCCUCAAAUUUUAUCCUAAUCCUAACACAACACACACCUCAGACCUCCAUACAGCCGCCGCACCCUCCUUACACCUUCUUCACCAACGAAACACGCACACACGCAGAGAGAAUGAGAAGAAGAGAAGAGAGGAGAGGAGAGGAGAGGAGAGGAGAGCAAGGAGAGGAAGGAGAUAGCGCCGACGGCGCUGGAAGCCGCCGUUGCCAUCGCCAUCGCUGUCGAAGAGCCAGAGGAAAAGAGAGCGAGCGAGAGUUAGAGAAGGAAGAGAGAGGGAGACGUGGAUGGAGGAGCUCCCGCUGGAAGGGGUCUUCAUCAUCGCCGUCGAUGGAGGACGCUGCCGAGGAGCCCGAGGAGAGAAGGGGCCGCUUUUGCCGCCGUCGCGCUCCGCUGGUGCCACCAAGCUGUCGUCGCUGUUUCGUCAUCGCCGUCGUGGAAGCCCGCGUCACCGUUGUUGAGCUGUUGCGCCGCCGUCGAGCUGUUGUGCCACCACAGGAGCUGCCAGAUGCUUCUGUCACUGCUACUCCCGUUGCCGUUGUCGUCAAUAGAGCUCGCCGUGGCUGGAGGUGAACCGGUGUCGCGUCCUUGCAUCCAGAGCCACCAUCGCCAUUGCUACUCCUCAAAUUUUGCCUCUGUUCUAUUAGAGUUUGCUAUCUCAGCCCCUUUGAAGCUACCGCUGGUUCUGUUCUUGCCGGUGAGGGCCAUCGGAGCUGCUGCUACUCCAUUCCUUCUUUCCUCUUUAUUACAGGUUGAGUUUUUUUUAUUGCAUACUACGUUUGUGGCUGUCGCUGCUGCAGAAAGUCAUCGGAACCAUUGGAACUGCAGUUGUUAUUGUCAUGUUGUUGGGUUUCGACUAACCAAGUGGACAAGUUUGAGGUUGAGGAUUCCCAUUUUUGUCGCAUCGGGGAAUAGGAUAGAAGGUUCAAGAUUUCCUUCAGUUCAAUUUUCAACUGUGGUGAGGAUGGUGGUUUUAUCCCGUUCACGGUUUGAGGAUAAUUAUCCUUGUGAUAAAUGUGAAAAGAAUGAAUUAUGAUUAUGACGAGGUUUGGUUAUAUAUAAUUGUGGAUUUGAUUAUGUUUGAUUGUGAUUAUGGUUGAAAUGAGAUUAUGAUUGAUGUUGUGGGGACGGAGGUUUAUCCCGCCCACGGUAUGAACGGUGGCGUGGUCCUGCUCACGAGAUAAUGAAAUUGAUUAAAGUCAAUGAUUAUAACUGAUUGUGGUAUGAAUGACUGAUUUGGCUAGGACGGAGGUUUGUUCUACUUGCGUGGCAAGGUGUAGGAUUCGUCCCGCUUGUGUAUUGGUCUGGCACCCGCACCAGGAAAGGUCAGAGGUUCCAUCCCGCUUGUUCGUGGUUGCGGUCUGAUGUAGGGAUGGUGGUCUCAUCCCGCCUAUAUUCUCUCUGUCUGCAAGGUGGUAAGGCACUAAUCCCUCGAUCUGUAUGGCACGGCCUCACAGAGAAAGGUGGUAGGGUACUUUUCUCCGAUUUAUUUCUAUUAUUGUAUGCUUCCAGGAGAAGGUGGUAGGGCACUCAUUGCUCGAUUGUAUGCCUCUUGGGAAUGCACAGAAGAAAGACGGUAUCUGGGUUAGCUACUGAAUUUUUCGGGUUCUGUCACUUUAACUGACAAGUGAGCUCACGGCUAGUAAGAUAGGCAUGCAUCAUACUGCAUUUGUUUGAAAUUGUUUGGGUCUGCAUAAUUACUUGGUUUGUCUAAUUGAUAUUCUGUUAAUUGCUAAUUGUACUACUUGUCAUAAUUAUUCUCUGUGUUUGAUUGUUUGUUUGAUUACUUGUAAUUGUGACUUGUUGGUUCAGAUUAUGGUGAAGUGUUGUGGUGUAAUUUAGGCUGGAGGCCAAAAUUGUUUAGGGCAGAAGCCGUGAUUGGAUAAGUUAUAUGCCCCGGUAAGUUUGGUGAAAAUUGAUAUGUAUGGAUUUGUUUAUUGAGGUUGGAAUCCGUGUGAAAUUGGAUUUGGGAUGAUUAAUUGUUAUUGUUCGAAGAGUUGUAUGAAGACAGGAUUUUUAAAAAUGGGAUUGAUGAGGGUUAUGGCCUAAAGUUGACAUAAAUCGAAGUUUUGAUGAUUUUUUGUCUUGGAUGGAAUUAAGAAUUAAAGAUAAUUAAAUUAGCGAAAAGAUUCAUAAGACGAGCAAUGAUCACUGCUGUUAAACGAAUUUUUCUUAUAUAUAUAUAUAUAACAAUUCUGAAAUUCCUCUGAUGAGACCGUGUGGUUAGGUUCUCACCCCCUGUAGUCCUAUCUUUUUUAGAAAACGGACGAGAAAGCUUAUGAAGAGAUUACUAUGCAUUUGAUUGUGCUUUAUUGCUGUAUUAUUUUAGAUAUUUUUCCUCGCCUUUGUUAUUGUUAUUUACAUUUGUAAAGAGGGAUAGGAGUUUGUGAUUUUAUGAUAUGUUUGUAUAGUACUUGUGUAUACUAUUUAUAUAUAUAUGUAAGUGCUGUAAUGAUGAGAAUAUAUGUAUGUAUGUACAUAUAAAAGAAAAAUGUUUCCGGUUUCCAAAAAAAAGUUUCUAAGGAUUUUAGGUAAAGGUUCCUACUUUAUAUAUAUAUAGAAGUGGUUGUAAUGUCCUCGCUAUUAGAGUGGUGUAGUCGGAAGCGUGACAUUCCGGUAGUAAGGGUAUUACAACCUACAUUACUUAUAAAUUGGAACUAUAUAAAUAAAAUGUACUAAAUCAAAAGUAUGUGUUUUCCUCUUUUGAUGGACUUUUUGGUAUGAGCUCAAAUAACGUUCAGGAGCGGUUACCACAAAAUGAUGUUAACAUCCCCGAGAACUCUGCAAUACUAGGUCCACAAAAUAACCGUCUUUUACCACAAUAACUAUAAAAAGAAGAAACCCGAAAAGGAGGAGGUAAGCUAUUCAUUCUGAAUAACAUUAUACUCAUCUUUUACUUUUACUUACUUGAGCGUUAGAGUGUCUUUUCAAGUGCACUCCACCGCCGUUUCCCUUGAAGCCGACAGAUACCUCUUUCAUUUCAGGCAAAGAAGAGCUUAAUCCCUGAACAAGAUGAAUUAUACCUACUGCUUAGACUUACUAUGCAGGAACAUUUGGCCCCAUCAUAGGGCACGAGUUUAAAUCUAACCCCACUAUCAUUUUUUCUACCUGAUUUUUUACCUUUUUUUUGUAGGUUAUAAUCAAUGGCGGAAUAGCGAAAUAAUCCACCUCCUCCUAUUGAGGCUGAAUUAUUGGCUAUCAAUGAGUCGUUGAGAGCAGAAGUUCAGCGGGAGACUGAGUUAUUAAACCAGAAACAGAAUGGUCGAAGUGAUGAAAAACAGAAAAAUCCAAAUAAUUGUGACGAUGACGACCUUCAUACUUCAGAAGUCAAGACCAUGGUGGUAGUCACCCCAAAGUUGUUAGUAAAAAGAAUCAAUUCUUUUUUGAAAGAAAUUACCAGCUUUCAAAUGCCCAAGAACUUCACUCUGCCAACAACAUUGAAACUUUAUUAGGAAUUUUAAGGAGGCUCUUCACUCUGCCAACAACAUUGAUUAUGAUAUUCUUGAUUUGAACCUUGCUAUUGUUACUUGUUAAUUUUUUUUUUGGUGGUGUAUCAUUAUAUCUAUGUUGAGAUUAUUGGAUUGUUUCAGAAUUUUUGAUAUACUGUGGUUGUAUUAAUUGAUUCUGAUAUUCUUGAUUCGAA